CUUUUCGACGUUGGCGCUACUGCAACAAGAUGCCACCGGCUCGGGGGAGCAGCCGCCACGGCUCGAAUACCAUCCUCAAAGCGGCGUCCGAGCCUUCCGAUUCCAUCAAAACGCGAACCAUCGAUGUUCCUUCCACACCUCCUCCCCAGCACGACCGGCCUCCAUCCCCGUCGCCGCCGCCGCGACACCUCAUGGAGCUGUUCCCGCCUCUCCCUGGCGCCAUAUACGUGCACUGCCUUCAACGCCACGCCUACUUGGUCGAGACACUGUCUCAGCCAAGCUGUGUCCACAGCAUCCUCGAGACAAACCGACACCAAGUGCUGGCCCACGUCGUGAUGGAGAUCCUGGACGCAUCGUCGUCGGACAUCGCGAUCGCAUCCUUGACGCUGCCUCCAACCCUGCGCUUCGUGCUGCAGUUGCUCAUCCUUCACGAGCAACGCGUGUGGCCCAAUGAAACGCCAACGCCAGACCUUGUCGUGGGGCUGUGUGGCAUCCUCGUGUUGCUGUGGCGGGUCACCGCCCGCGUCGAUGCGUUGCUGGCACACGUCGACACGACUAACGGCGUGGAAGAAGCGUUGCCAUUGGACGAAAUCAAUGCCAACCUCAAGCUGCGGCUGGCGCUGUUAACGGAAGAGUGGGCUCAUGCCAUCGGCGUCGUUGUUCGGGACUCGUUUCAUGCUGUGGUUGCCGAAAAGGCCAUCAUGGGGAAUGGCGGAACUCCUCUGACGAAUUCCAACCAUGCGGCGUUUAUGACCAAGUUGCUGCAAGAGUUGCUGCGACCGAUGGGCAACUUUCUGCUCACCGUCGACGACGACAACGCCAGGCGAUACGUUCUGACGCAGUUGUUGGACAAGACCAUCGACACCACCAUCGAGGAAGUGGUGGCGUCCGUGGCUCGCGUGACCGAGGCCGACCGGCGGCAACUGCAAGCCAACAUCGACCAUCUCAAGGCCUGGAUCGACGCCACCUGCGACAGGUUGUCCACUUUGCCGUCCGUGAAGCGGUUGGACCGGCUUAACCAAGAGUGGAACAUCCUCGGCAUUGACAACCGCCGGAGACGCUCGAGCUUUGACAUCAUCAUGGACACGUUGACGUCGGACACGAUGGCCAGGUUUUAUCGCGGUAAGCAACAUCAGCAGCAUUCGGUAGCGUCGAUGCGCCGCAUGAGCUCCAAGAUGGUGCAGACACCCACCGGUAAAAAGUAAUUCUUCGUACUGUAGUAUGUAGUACUACUACGGGUAAUUGCUAAAACGGUCUAUUAUUAGAGGUGUUUAGCAAGUAAAUAUAUACUUGAAGUACUAAAAAAUGUACUACGUACAUAUUUAAUGCAACACUUUGC
This is a messenger RNA of Aphanomyces astaci, 1339 nucleotides long. RefSeq lists its product as hypothetical. The transcript is spliced from 4 exons. Lineage: Eukaryota; Oomycota; Saprolegniomycetes; Saprolegniales; Verrucalvaceae. The coding region runs from base 30 to 1205 and encodes 391 amino acids. The record is from RefSeq and is a predicted model, not a curated record.